Messenger RNA from Pseudo-nitzschia multistriata, 2357 nucleotides. The record is from the annotation of a GenBank genome assembly. Lineage: Eukaryota; Bacillariophyta; Bacillariophyceae; Bacillariales; Bacillariaceae.
ACACAAAGCAAUGUCCGUACUAUCCGGUGUUGGCUCCAUUCUUCCACAGCCGAAGAAGGAGCACAAGAGACGCACUAACGCUCAACUCUCUGCCUCCUUCGCUCUGGCAUUGAACCAUGAUUGGGCAAAAAAUGAGCAGGAAUGCUUCGAGAGGCAACGGGAACAACACGGACGACGACUGCGACGACGACAAGGACCACCGGAACUGGAAUCGAAACCGGACAGCGACGAUGACGACGACGACGACGAGAACAGCGAAAAGAAAGGCAGCAAGUGCCCGGCGGGUUCGGUACGAACAUGCCAAUCAAGGUGCGCGGGCACCGUUCACGCUUGCAAUUGCAACCACGCGAAAGGCCUCCCUGGCGGUCUUCUGCAUCCUCCAGUUCGCGCUUUGGAUCGGCGUUGUGGAUAGGGGGGUUCUCGUUGCCGACGGCUUUGGAAGUCUGUUUGUUGCCAACCACCACCACCACCACAAGACGGUGAACUCCAACACCCUCUUUGGUGGCUCUGCUACGGACAGCCCGCAAACCUCCCGGCACCAUUUCUUCUCCCGGUUUCGGAACGACCAUGUCGCUCGCCACCACGACGAGAGGAUUUGCGCAAGCAGAACGCCCCGCCUGGUGCUGUGGAUGGGGCAAAAGGGAGGAUCCAAGGGGGACAAGCAAAACCGGAAGAAGAAGGCCACAUCGUCCGGGGCAACCGGCGCGUCCUCGCCGCAGCCGUCGUCCAUCCCGGUGCAGCGCGUCUCCAACCAGAUCAACGUGCCGAUACGGAGGCAGAUCCGCUACGGGAAAAUCAACAAGCAACUCCGGGAGGCCGCCGCCACGGGCCAGAGCUUUCGGCAGACCCGGAAGGGAAACUUUGUCCCCGCGGGCCCCGGAACCGCCGGGAACAACGUCAAGCGGACGUCCUACCGGAAGCAGCUCGACGAGGAAACCAUCCAGCAGAAGGCCCUCGAGCGGCAGCGCAAGGGCCAGAAUCCCGAUUGGUCCGUCGUCCUCAACCAAACCAAGGCCGAUCCGCUUGUUCUGGUCGACGGCUACAACGUCAUCUACAAGUGGGCCCGCCUGAAGAAACACAUGGCUCGGGGGGACGUCCAGCACGCCCGCGAAUUGCUCCUGGAAGACCUGGAGGGCUUGGCGUCGCUCCGGCGGUGGCGGAUCGAGUGCGUCUUCGACGGGGCCGGGAGGGGCGGGAUUGCCGGGCCCCUCGGGAGCGGGCCCGGCAACAAGAACGACGGGCUGGGGCUGGGAAAGCAGCCCACGACCGCGCCCUUUGGCAAGGCGGGGACCGUGCGGACGGUCUUCACCGGGAGCGGGAUCGAGGCCGACACCUACAUCGAGGGCCGCUGCGCGGCGGCCAAGAACGUGACGCUCGGGAAAACCACGUCGUCGCUCGUCGUCGCCACGGACGACGCCCAGAUCCGGCUCGUCGCCAACAGCGCGGGGGCCCUCUGCAUGGGAUCGGAUCGCUUCGUCCUCGAGCUCAGGGCGGUCAAGAAAUCGAUGCAAUACCGGGUGGAAAAAGCCAUGGCCGAGGUCAACGGGGUUCCGAUACGGCCCGAAAAACUCUGGGGGACGACGGUGUCCUCGGUGGCGGGCGGCACCGGCAGCAGCUUCCAAGCGUCUACAACGGGAACAGCCGCCAGCUCCGAUGCCUCGAACCGAACCAACAAAACCGCCGCAAAAACGGACAACAACACGGCAACUCCGCAAGGGACGAAGAGGCAAUCGCAACUCCGGCCGAUAUCGGCAGAGAACCGAAUCGGAACAGCCAAGAAAGAAGUCCUAGAGGAACACGCUGAUGGAAGCAAGACCAUCAAGGCCCGAUACGGUGCCAACCACAUCAUCAUAACCGACAACCGCAACAAAAAACCCAAGCAACGAAAGCAGCACAUGGCAACGGGUCGGGGGGGAGAGGGAGAACCGAAAAGGAAGAAGAAGAAAAAGAAAAAGAAGAAAUAACCGAAGAAAGCAACGGAAGGGAGCUAACCACCAUGCGCUAAAAUAGAGUACCUGCGAGACCAUGGUGAUAAUGGGGCAUUCCCCUAUACAUUGAAUCUAUGAUGACAUACUCUAUGAAUUUGUGUACUUGGGAAUAAGUAUGCAACUACAUAGAAUCCUAGGUAUUGAAUUGUGGCAUGCUGCAUGUGCCUCAAUUGGAAUACAGAAAUUUAUUUGACUUUUUUGAUUGGUUCUCACUAGUUAUUGGUGGUAUUCGUGAUCAGAAUUUCAAAUCAAGGAUUCCAAAAAUCUGUGUGCAUACAAACUUUUGGAAGUAGGGAGAAAGCUGUGUAUCUGUGUUGAAAAUACAUACUUUUAUGUACGGACGACUGAAAAUGAAAUGUAAUUACAUCG